This is a messenger RNA of Syzygium oleosum, 765 nucleotides long. RefSeq lists its product as uncharacterized. NCBI's taxonomy places the organism in Eukaryota, Viridiplantae, Streptophyta, Magnoliopsida, Myrtales, Myrtaceae. The transcript has 3 exons. The record is from RefSeq and is a predicted model, not a curated record. The coding region runs from base 33 to 575 and encodes 180 amino acids.
GAGAGAGGAGAGAUAGAGAGAGAGAGGGGGGGAUGAAUCGGCGACAGCAGAGAGCGCUGAAGUUGUCCGUCGCGGUGAUGGCGGCGUGCAUAUUGUGUUACAUAGUCGGGCCACCCCUGCACUGGCACGUGACCGAGGCCCUGGCCUCCGUCCGCCGCCGCGGCGGGGGGCCCUCCUCCGCCGCCUCCUGCCCGCCCUGCCGCUGCGAUUGCUCUUCUCAGCCGCUCCUCUCCCUCGGCGACGAAUUGAUCAACAACACCUUCACAGAUUGUGUAAAGCAUGACCCAGAGGUGAGCGAAGAAAUGGAAAAGAGCUUCACAGACUUGCUAACGGAGGAACUGAGGCUGAGGGAAGCUCAAGCCCUGGAGAACCAGCAGCGCGCCGAUAUAAGGCUGUUAGAGGCCAAGAAAAUGGCAUCUCAAUACCAAAAGGAGGCAGACAAGUGCAGUUCUGGAAUGGAGACCUGUGAAGAAGCGAGGGAAAGAGCUGAAGGAAUAUUAGAAGAACAGAGAAGAGUGACUGCUAUGUGGGAACUCAGGGCUCGUCAGAGAGGAUGGCAAGAAGGGUUCCAGUAGGCAUUACAAAUAUGUAAGUCGAGCUAAAGAACGAUUCUGCAGAUUUGAUCCUUGAGAAUUUUCUGUUUAGGGGUUACACUUUUUUAUAAGAAAUGCUUAUUGGAUUCAUUCAUUCAUUCAUUCAUGUACUUAUUAUUACACUUCAGAAGUUAUACUGAGAGCAGAAAUAAUUGAAAGCCCUAUUGCUUGU